Molecule: messenger RNA, 1239 nt
Organism: Bombina bombina (fire-bellied toad)
Lineage: Eukaryota; Metazoa; Chordata; Amphibia; Anura; Bombinatoridae
Product: histidine-rich glycoprotein-like
Exons: 1
Coding region: 1-1239 (412 amino acids)
Source: RefSeq, a predicted model, not a curated record
AUGCACUGGGCAUAUCAUCACUACUAUAUCAUGCACUGGGCACAUCACCACUACUAUAUCAUGCACUGGGCACAUCACCACUACUAUAUCAUACACUGGGCAUAUCACCACUACUAUAUCAUGCACUGGGCACAUCACCAUUACUAUAUCAUGCACUGGGCACAUCACCAUUACUAUAUCAUGCACUGGGCACAUCACCACUACUAUAUCAUGCACUGGGCACAUCACCAUUACUAUAUCAUGCACUGGGCACAUCACCAUUACUAUAUCAUGCACUGGGCACAUCACCACUACUAUAUCAUGCACUGGGCAUAUCACCACUACUAUAUCAUGCACUGGGCACAUCACCACUACUAUAUCAUGCACUGGGCACAUCACCAUUACUAUAUCAUGCACUGGGCACAUCACCAUUACUAUAUCAUGCACUGGGCACAUCACCCGUACUAUAUCAUGCACUGGGAACAUCACCAUUACUAUAUCAUGCACUGGGCACAUCACCACUACUAUAUCAUGCACUGGGAACAUCACCAUUACUAUAUCAUGCACUGGGCACAUCACCCGUACUAUAUCAUGCACUGGGCACAUCACCACUACUAUAUCCUGUACUGGGCAUAUCCCCUGUACUAUAUCAUGCACUGGGAAUAUCACCCGUACUAUAUCAUGCACUGGGCACAUCACCACUACAAUAUCAUGUACUGGGCUUAUCACCCAUACUAUAUCAUGCACUGGGCAUAUCACCCGUACUAUAUCAUGUACUGGGCAUACCACCACUACUAUAUCAUGCACUGGGCACAUGACCAUUACUAUAUCAUGUACUGGGCAUAUGACCACUACUAUAUCAUGCACUGGGCACAUCACCAUUACUAUAUCAUGCACUGGGCACAUCACCACUACUAUAUCAUACACUGGCCAUAUCACCACUACUAUAUCAUGCACUGGGCACAUCAUCACCAUUACUAUAUCAUGCACUGGGCACAUCACCACUUCUAUAUCAUGCACUGGGCAUAUCACCCGUACUAUAUCCUGCACUGGGCAUAUCACCCGUACUAUAUCAUGCACUGGGCACAUCACCACUACUAUAUCAUGUACUGGGCAUAUCACCCAUACUAUAUCAUGCACUGGGCAUAUCACCACUACUAUAUCAUGCACUGGGCAUAUUGCCAUUGUGCUAGGAUAUUUGUUUUCUUGUUUUCCUAUGUAAGCAAUGCCCAUGAUUAUAGGUGUAGAUAUCUGCUUUAG